Molecule: messenger RNA, 4226 nt
Organism: Manduca sexta (tobacco hornworm)
Lineage: Eukaryota; Metazoa; Arthropoda; Insecta; Lepidoptera; Sphingidae
Gene: nkd
Exons: 5
Coding region: 288-1610 (440 amino acids)
Biological process (GO): negative regulation of Wnt signaling pathway
Cellular component (GO): cytoplasm
Molecular function (GO): calcium ion binding
Source: RefSeq, a predicted model, not a curated record
UCCGCACCACACAAUCCGGCGCCCUUGCCGCCCGCCCGGCGCCCCUCCCUUGUUCAUCCAUCAGUCAGUCACACGACAACACGCAAGAGGAACGGUCGCACGUUGUCUCCGUUUGUAAAGUGUUCACGCGGACAAGUGGGUCAUAGAUACUGUACAUAUAUAACAAGCAAAAUAUACCGGUUAGUGUUGUGAUUUAUUGCAGUGACAGUGCCUUUGAAUAAAUUAAUAGUGAAUAAGAGACCUGCGGCUCUUUUGAAGUGUACGGGAUGCGUGCGUGAGCGCAGCGUAUGACGUGCUACGAAACGCUGAGAACUCCGGCACCCGCCGCGGACGCCCCCAUGGCACACCACUUCGUCAAGUGGUGGCGCAACAAGUUUAGAAAUGGAUAUAAGAAGUUUAGCAUGGGAACAGAGAGCGAGCGCACAGAUACGGAAGAGCUGGUUGGCCGUGCCGCGUCGCAGUGCUCCGCUCCACCAGACCUGCUGCCCAGCGAGGCUCGGGUGCUACUCCAGCCGGCCGCCUCAUCACCACCGCCAUUUUGUUCAAGUCGACCGACACAAGAGACUGCCUACAAACCACCCCUGUCUACACCACAUGCGCCCAACACCCAAGACGACAGACAUCCUAGGCUGCGUUUUGAGGAACUCACGUGCGACGUGGAACUGCAGCAUCCAGAGCCGUCGAAAAAACAGCCGCUGCAAUUUUCUUUCACCCUCUACGAUCUGGAUGGACAUGGUCGCAUGACUAAAGAUGAUAUUGCCGGUAUCGUGUCAACCAUAUACGAGUCGAUUGGAAAGUCGGUGACAGUUCCGCAUUACGGGUCCAAAACUAUACAAGUACGUCUAACGGUUGUACCGGAAGACAGUAAUACGCGGAGUCGGCGGGAAAGGCGAGAGAGACGUCGCCGUCGACGAAGAGAAUGUGCCUCGGUUGUAACCGCGCCACCGCCAGAAUGCGCCGACCAUUCAGACGACGAACAACGGCACAGGCUCUCAGCUGACGAAGAUUUAUCGUCCAAGUCCUCGUGUUCUGGAGAUCGAAGACCGACGGUAUACGAGCGGAAGCCCACCGCGUACGUUCAACCUCGCCCUCACCGCCACCCCCGCAGGGAGCAGCGCGAGCGCAAACAUGUCAAAAAGCGUUCAGGAAGCUUACAGAGACGUGAAUUGCUCGAAAUCAUUCAGGCUAACAUGGAAAAGAACCACUUGCGCUUUCAAGCCUCAAGAAAGCCCUGCGACUCCGUUGCCAAUGAUGAAGAAUUUACAAAUAAAUAUCAAAAACUACGAACCAGAUCAUAUACGGUCAGCGAAAAACCCCAAAAUGCAUUCCAAAAGCACAAGUCGGACAAUUCUGGCAACGGAUAUCUGGAUUUAGCAAGCGGCGGUGACUCUCAUUUGUGCAGAUACGACCGUUACUUGCACGCGGUGAUCUGCUCGUCCGCGCGACACGCGCACACCGGCUACCACCAGAAGCAGGCGCAGUCGCCGCACGCGCCGCACACGCCGCGCCUGCCGCGCGCCGCGCCGCCCGCACCCGCUGCCGCGCCCCCCGCCGCGCCCCCACCCGCGCCCGCAACACAACCCAGAGUCUUACAAAUCAUAUUUUUAUAGAACCUGGCACAGGGCGACGUCCCUGACAUUCUUCUGGCUUUUUGUUGGAAACGUAAUUAGUUACCAAGUAUUGAAUUCAUUAAAACCUUGAGUGCUUGUCUUUAAUGCGACACCGUUAAGUAAAUUUGAACAAAGUGUGUUGUUUUGUAUAAUAAGAAUCUGAUACUGUACAUUGAUAGUUUUGUACAAAGUUUUAGUAUUCACAUAUUGGUAUUAAGCUAUAGAUGUUCAGUUUGUUUCACAAGUAUUAUAACAGGUAUUAAUGUUAAAAUGACUUCAUUUCGUGAAGAUAAAGACCUAAAACAUUAUUAAGUAUUUAAGCAUGUUUGAUACCUAUAUAAAUUUUAAUUUGUGUGUGUAUACUCUACAAGACUAGUUGUUAAUGCUCAGUUGAUGAUGUAAAUCGUACCUUAAUUGUAUGUUUCAAAUUAAACUCAUUUUCGAGUUGAGACUGAUCUUAGUGUUUAAGUUUUAGAUGUAUUGAAUAGUUUUGUAUAAAACAGUUUUUAAUCUAUGCUGCGGUGCUCCUAUUUGCAGUCUGCGAUCGCACACAAAAUAAUUUUUGACAGCAUGUAAUUAUCUGUACAAUGCAGUGUUGCCAUUUCGGUAGGUCAUCAAGGAUCUCAAAGUCGGGAAUUGGACCAGAUUUCUCCUAAUAAUAUUUAAUAAUUAUUGAAAAAAAAAACUAAAGAUUCGAACUAGUUUAGAUUUGUAUUCAUUCCGUAGUGAUUUGAUAGUCUGUUGACGCAAUGCAAUGCAAUAUCUACAAUGAACUUUUCAAUGCAACGGAUUUCUUGUAGAUAAAAAUAGUAAGGUUAGUGAAAAGAGGAUAAAAAUUAAUUUCAGUAUUCCGACUUUGGAUCCUACUACUGAUUAAAUCCUGCGCCUUAGUUGUGAUUGUAGUCCAAAUUAUAUUGUUAAACCUUUUUGCGGCUUCAUGAAAUGUUACCGCAAUGGACUGCUAAAUCUUACGCGAUCGACCUUUUGAGUAUUGAUCUAUGCUAUUGAAUAAACAGAUGCUUUAUUUGUAUGCACUCAUAACUUUUGGAACUUCUGGUUCGAUAAAAGAUCUUUGACUGUUAGGUAACCAAGCCUGCACUUUGUAAGUACUGAACUUGAUAAAUGAUCCCAAGCUAUAUGUUCUCAUCGAACCCGAGAACUCAGGGUCUAUUUGAAAACCGAACGUCGAAACGCCGGUCCGAAACGAAAAAAAACAACGAACUUCGGAUUUAACUUUACUAUCAAAUUACUUCGGAUCCGUCACCCUUCUGUAGCUUAACUUAGUGAUGAGAUCAAUUACCCUUUUUUUUUUUUUGCAUAAGCAGUGGAACUGUAUUCUCGCAGAUGGUUUUAAAAAGUGAUGGCGAAACCCUUCAUAUCUGCAAUAUUGCAAUGAACGGAUCAGAUCAGUCGUCGAAAUACAUCAUCGGAUCCGAACACUUCGUAGUAAUAAAACGUACGGAUUUCGUUUUUCGAUGUAGAUCCUCUGACCAAUCAAAAUAAGUCAUCUGUAAGUAUGUCAAACAAACUUUAAUCUGAUUGGUCUAUUUUCGCGAGUGAUAGCGGUUGGGAUCGUGUAUUGUUAUAGAUCGUAAAUGGAUAUGGGCUAUACAAUAUCAACAAUAUAUUUGUGUUAUGCGUUAUAAAUAUUAUUGUUAGCAUUUUCAAUAAAUUAACAAAGGAAGUAAUGUAAUAUGCAGCCAAAAUACUUUUUUUUAUCUAGAUUUGACUAUUCUCAAAAUCGAUUAAUAAGCUUUCCUCCAGAUUAUAAUCAAAGUUGUAACCGUAGUCAUUUUAUAAGGGUUAAUGUCUAAUUUCAUCGCCACAAAUCUCAUUGUCUCCAGUUAAAACUAGAAUAUGUGAAAUUAUGCAACUUCAAUUGUUUUAGUUAUGAUUGCCAGCGGCAAAUGGUGAAAUUUUCUAAAAGGAAACCCGACAUUACACAUAAAUACUAAUAUGCACAAUUGGGGUUUGCAAAUCGUUGUAAUAGUAAUUACAUUUUAUAUAAAUUACGAAAGGGAAACCGGUAGUAAUCGGGUUAUAUGCUUCGCACUGCUACAAACGUCCUGUUGGGACGAUUAUUGUUCACCCUGGGGAGUUAUACUGACGAAAUCUUAUGCAACAAUGGAAUAAAGUUUAUAGACAUUUUAUGAAGACUAAAAAUUUUGGAAUCUCGUAAUCGUAUAUAAAAGCGAUACAUAAAAAAAUACAAAUAAAAAUAUUUAUAGGCAACUAGUACGAGCCUUAAAAACAAUUUAUUAUUAUUACAAACUACCAAAACAAUACCUUCUCUACUAUUUGUCGUUGAAAAUUAUGUUUUUCCCACACGUAUUUACCAUUAUCAGUAUUCCUUAUUUUAAGUUAAAAAAAGAAUCUCUUUACUACCAUCUACCUCUAAUUUUGGUAUCUUAGUUUAUUAUUAACUUAUUUGACAACUGGAUUCUUAAAUUAGUUUAUUUAGCAAUUAAGUAUUGUUGUGAUAAUGUGGUUACUUGGAAUAUCAAGUAAUUUCAAUUAAAUAUGUAGUAUCGAUGGUAUACAGCAUGACAUGUACAAAGUGCUCGAUCUUGUCAGAAUUAUUUAUUGUCAAAUAUACUCAUGAGAUUAAUUUUACAA